Cuscuta campestris is the source of this 4238-nucleotide messenger RNA. Lineage: Eukaryota; Viridiplantae; Streptophyta; Magnoliopsida; Solanales; Convolvulaceae. The record is from the annotation of a GenBank genome assembly.
CAUUAUCCACCAAAUUACGCACACAAUCUAAGGUUCACAAGAACUCUAGAUUAAUCACUUAUUUUCUUGUUUUCAAAAAGAAAUGAAAAAGUUUUUAAUUUGUAACAAGGUCUAUUCACCCCCCCUCUAGACUUUGUAUCUCAUCACUUUGGGACCACCAAUUGGUAUCAGAGCAAACUUCUCACUAUCUACAUUUAGAUUAACGAGAAGCGAUCAUAAUGGUGAACAAUAUUGAUCACGGUUUGCCCAAGUUUUCUCUUCUAGGUUAUGAUGACUGGAAGAUCAUGAUGGAAGCACAUCUUUACGCUCUACAUGAUUGCAUAAGGAUGGUGCUUGAAGAUGGACCCUUAAAAAUCCAAAUGGAGAAUCCUGAGAGGAAUCCAGCCAAUCUAGAUGUAGUCCAAUACAUUCCAAAGCCCAAGGAGAAAUGGGAUGAUAGAGAUUGCAAGAAGCACAAUCGUGACAACGUCGCCAAAGCAGCCAUCUUCAAGACACUUGAUCCCAUCACCUUCUCCAAGAUCAAGCAUCUCAAGACUGCCAUGGAGAUAUGGCAAGGUCUUGGGAAGUUAUGUGAGGGAUCAGAGGAUCUGAGAAAGCAGAAGAUAGAGGUCCUACUUGAGAAGUUCAAAAGUUUCAAAAUGUUUCCCAGAGAAUCAUUUGAUAUGUUGGAUGAAAGAUUCCACAAAAUCUUAAAUGAUCUUGCAUCACUUAACCAUGUUCUUUCUCCCAAAGAAAAGAAUGUAAGGUUACUGAGGUCUCUUCCAGCUGAGUGGUACACCAAGGCCACAGCCAUGGAAGAAGGAAGAAAUCUGGAGAACUACACUGUCCAAUGUCUCCUUGAUGAGCUCAGAACCUAUGAGCAUGAGCUGAAGAAGAAGAAGGAAGAACAAGUCACUCCUUUUCCCACGGCACUAAUGACAACUCCAAGAGUCCCAUCAAGUGAAGGGACAUGCCCAAGGAACUGUGACACACCCUCCUCCAGCCAGCCGUCAAGCUCAAAAAUGGAGAACUAUGAUGAGGAAUUCACCAUGAUGGUCAAGCAAUUCCGGAAGUUCAAUUCAAAAAGUUCUUCAAGAAAGCUGACUCAGUCAGAAGGCCAUCCAAGGGAAAGCCACAGAGAAUCAGUGGAUAAGCUUCUUAAAGCGACCAAACAAAAGGGUCGUGAAGGACUUGGGUUUGACCCCUCCAGUUCCAAAAGGAAAGGGAGAACAACUUUUAUCCCUCCUAAACCUACUGCCAAACCCAAUAAGCAGAAAGGAAAGGAGAAGGAGAAACCCACAGAAGUUCCCAAAAAGGAAGCCGCUAAGUACCCAGGUGUCUGGUACUUAGACAGUGGUUGUUCAAGACACAUGACGGGUGAUGCAAGUCUUUUGAGCAAUCUAAUUCCCUAUGAUGGUCCAAGAGUUACUUUUGGAGGAAGCAAUGAUUUCGGCCUUUUAAAAGGGCUAGGAAAUCUGGUGUACAAGGGACUAACAAUCCAAGCUGUAUCUUAUGUGGAAGGUCUCAAUUAUAACCUUCUUAGCAUAAGUCAGUUUUGUGAUAAAAGUUACUCUUUGGAACACUACAAGGACAUGGCAUCCCUCAAGAACAUCUGCACAAAUGAAGUCAUUCUCACUGGGAAGAGAAUCAGAAACAUCUAUGAAGUGAUGUGGGACAAUGUCAAGGAAGCAUGCCGAAUCAGCAAAGAGAAAAUGAAGAUUGUUGGCGCUAAUGUCCAUUUCCAGAAAUUGGAAGGCAAGUGCUCUUCACCGGCGUUCUAUCAGACCUAUCUGGAUUUGAUUGCUGCUCAAGAACUCUCCGAAUUCCCUCAUAUGGAGAUUCACUCCAAAUAUGAAGAUGAAGUUCUUGAAUUAUACAGAAAUGGAAAGGUCAAGACUUCCCAAUCAAAGAAGAACCCACAGAGGAAGAUUCAAGUUAUCAAGUCCACUAUUGGAGGGGCCAAAGUAAAGAUUUCACAGAAGAAAUUGGAGGAAAAGCUCCAUCUUCCAAAUUCUGGAAGUGAAAUUGGGAGACUUCUAGCCAAGAAUUUGGACUGGAAGACUAUUGGGAUUUCUGGGCAAAUCCCCUCUGGCCCAGCGAAGAAGGCAGAUCUGAAGAACGACUACAAGCUAGUUCUGGAGCUGGUCAUUGCAUGUCUUGAAUGUGGGAGUGGAGGACAUGCUGAUGAUAUUACUCAGGAAAGGGCAUUCAUCAUCAACGCUCUCAUUACCAGGACAAAGGUAAACUGGGGUAAACAUUUCUUCAAUUCCAUUUCUAAGCACUUAGGAAAGCCUAAACACAAAUAUCUCUGUCAUGGAUUGUACCUUGGGUACAUUCUGGAAUCCUUGGGAGUUGCCUCUGAAGGCAAGAAGUAUGAAGCCAGAUAUUGGCUCUACUACCUGGCUUCCAAAGGAGAAAACAAAGUCAGUUCCACUGCAGAAGAUGAAGGAUCUUCAGAUAACGUCCUCAUCAUGAGUCUGAAGAAAUCGUCAAAGAGGAAGCAAGUGGUGUCUCCCUCCCCCAGUGCUGAAGCACCACACACCCUUGCAGUGGUGAAUUUGGAAGAAGAAGAAGUUUCUGCCCAAGGGGAACUUCAAAGGAAGAAGAAAAGGAAAAUCACCUCUCCCUCAACAUCUGGAAAUGCCAACCCGGAUGAAUUGGUGGGAAAGGAACCCGUUGAGGAGCACUCUGCACAGAACCAGAGCCCUCAACAAUUGGAUGAAGAAAAUCCUCAAGCUCAGAGUUUUCCAUCUCCUCCAUUACAAGCUCAAACAGAUGAUGCUGAGAGCCAAUUCAUGCAGCUUUACUUUGACUGGAGUGCUUGGAAGGUGUGGCAAAGAAACUAUGACGAUUUGCAUCUGGAACACUUGGCCACCACACCAGUCUCAGAAUUUGAAGUGGAUGAUGAGGAUCCUGCAGUCUACAGGCCAAUCUUCUCAAAAACAAUAGAAGAUCAGAUGAUUCUCACCUCUGAAGCACAGGCUGACAUGGAAGCCACAGCAGAGGAUUUCCAAGUUUUUCCGGAAACCUCCCCUACUGUUGAAGCUGUUCUGACUGAGGAAAAUGAAGCCACUCCAUUACAAGAACAGAAUCAGGAAAGUUCAGAGGAAGAACUCCUUCAACUCCUCCAAACUCAAGUUCAAGAGAUUCUCACAACUCCUUGUGAGAUCUCCAAUAAACGUGAACUUGAGAUUCCGGAGAAGUCAGAAGAGAAUCUGGAAAGGGAAGCUCAAAUGGCUGGACUGGAGACCUCUGAAACUCCAGUGGCUAUUUUUGAGCAGAACAUUGGUGAUGAAGACAAAGAUUCCCUCUCCAGGGAUAUCUCAAACUUUGUGAAUGAGACAGAGGAAGAGUCUGAAAUGACGCUGAGGAUUGAUGAUGAAGAAGCUGAGCAAGGAGAUGCUGAAUCCCUCCCCCUGCAACUCUUCCACAGAGCACCUCCUUCCCAUCAGAUGGAUAUUAGGCCAGCCUUGGCAGUGUCCUCAGCAAACCAAGUGGUGACUCAAGACUAUCUCAAGGUCAUUGCUAAAAAUCAGAAGGAAGCAUUCAAGAUGUUCAGGCAUUUUGGGACCUACACUGGCAAACGCAAGCUAGAUCAGAGCAAUCCGGAAAACUCAAUGCAGCAUGUGACAGACACUGGUCUUGAUGGAACAGAAGCUGUAGGAACCAUUGCCUCUCACUUCUCCAAUGAUGCUCAAACUAAGGAGAGAUACAACAACCUAAGGCGCAUCAAAGAAGAAUGUGGAUUUAUGCAAGGCAUUGGUGAGACUGCCAGAUCAUCCAAGCGCAAGAAGCGCUGAAGGCUCUUUUCAUCAAACUAGGGGGAAGACUUUGGAAAAAUAGUACUCCCUCCGUCCCAGAGUAUUUGUCCACUUUCAUUUUUACACACCAUCCAAUGCACUUCUUUAAUCCAUUUUAUCUUGUAAUUUGUAUAUUAAAAAAUUAUAGAAAUUAUAUAUUAAUAAUCUAUAUGUUAAGACAAAUCAAACAAGAUCACACAUGACUAUAUUUAGGCUUACACAUUGAGAGAAUUUGAUGAGUCAAAGUGCUUAGAUGAACAGUUCCAAAAGUNCAUUUUUACACACCAUCCAAUGCACUUCUUUAAUCCAUUUUAUCUUGUAAUUUGUAUAUUAAAAAAUUAUAGAAAUUAUAUAUUAAUAAUCUAUAUGUUAAGACAAAUCAAACAAGAUCACACAUGACUAUAUUUAGGCUUACACAUUGAGAGAAUUUGAUGAGUCAAAGUGCUUAGAUGAACAGUU